GGGUAACCUUUAAGCAGAAGCACGCCGACCGUAUUUGAACAGCGGCACAGUGAGAAAACCCUAACUAGAUAAUAAUCCCUAAUUUCUGAAUUCCAAAGUUGGCGGCAACAUAUCUCAAUGGGUGGUAUGCAGCUCUUGGACGGCGGCAGCGACUCAGAAACCGAAGACAAGAAUGCUCCCAAUCUCAAAAUCAAUGAAGAAUACGCUCGCCGCUAUGAGCACAACAAGAAUCGGGAGGACCUCCACCGUUACGAGGAUCUCAAGAAGCGAGGCCUCGUAGACGACCACUCCGAUUCUGAUUCCUCGUCCUCCGAGGACGACGACGUCGUUUUGGCAGCCAAUUCCAAGAAGAAAGACCUGGAAUUCUUCGAUGCUAUAAUCAAGGUAAAGAAUCGAGACCCUAUCUUGAAAAACAAAGAGGUCGAGUUAUUUAAAUCUGAUGAAACUGAGGUUGAAGAUGCUGGUAAUGAAACUGAAGACACUAGUCUAGUGAAAGAGGAGGAUAGCAAAACUAAGAAGAAGAAAAAGAAUAGCAAUGAGACUGAAGAGGAGGAGGAUAGCAAAACUAAGAAGAAGAAAAAGGUCUACUUGAAAGAUGUAGUGGCUAAUCAUUUAUUAGAAGACGGUGCCGAACUUCCGGAGGAUGAUGGUAAGCAGUUCCUCAAGAGUUACAGUGAAGAGCAAGAGCAGAUAAGGAGGGAAUUUUUGGAAGCAGCUGCCAAGGAGGAGGAGGAGGAGGAUGAUGAGGGGGAGAUAUUGAGAGUCAAAGGCAGUAAUAGUGCUGUGGGGGAUGAAGCUGAUGAGGAGUUCGAUAAGAAAUUGGAUGAGUAUUUCGGUCAAGACUUGGAUGACAAUGCUAGGUUUCUCAGGGACUUCUUUAAGAAUAAGAUGUGGUUGGACAAGGGGAAUCAGGGAAGAGGUGCUACUGAGGUUAGGGAUGAGGAUUUGGAGAUGGUGUCUGAGGACGAGAUGGAGAUUGAGAGGCAGGAGGAGUACGAGUAUAGGUUCCAGGAGAAUGCAGGGGAUCAGGUUUUGGGGCAUGCCAGGGAGGUCGAGGGGUCGGUGAGGAAGAAGGUCAAGGCAAGGAAGGAGCAGAGGAAGAGCAAGGAGGAGAGGAUGGAGAUUGCAAGGUUGGAGAGGGAGGAGGAGUUGAGGCAUUUGAAGAAUUUGAAGAAGAAGGAGAAUCAUGACAGGGUCAAGAAGAUAAUGAAGAUUGCAGGGAUCAAAGAGGGCGAGGAGUCCUUGUUUGAUUCCAAGGAGUUGGAGAACGAAUUUGACCCCCAGGAGUAUGAUAGGAUGAUGAAGAAAGCUUUUGAUGAUGAGUAUUAUGGAAAUGAUGACUCAGACUUUUGUAGCGAUAUGGAUGAGGAUGGUGGUGAGAUUGAGAAACCGGAUUUUGAUAAGGAGGACGAGUUACUUGGACUUCCCAAGGGUUGGGAUGGUGCUGGGUCCAGUGAUGGUUUCUUAGCUGUGAGGGAGAAGAUUUUAAAGCUAAAAAAGGAGACUGGUGGUGAUAAUGAUGAAGAGGAAGAAGACCAGGAGGAAGAGAAAGAAGAAGAUGGUGAUGAAGAAGGAGAAGGAGAAGAAGAGAAAGAAGAGGAUGGUGAUGAAGAUGAAGAAGGAGAAGGAGAAGAAGAGAAACUGAGUGAGGAAGGUAAACAAGAGAAAAAGCGUAAAUUAGCUAUUUUGGAGAGAGCUAAAAAGGAGAUGUUGGAUGAAUACUAUAAAUUAGACUAUGAGGAUACAAUUGGAGACUUGAAGACUAGAUUUAGGUAUGCUAAAAUAAAGCCUAAUAGAUUUGGGUUGACUACUGCUGAGGUAUUAGUGAUGGAUGAAAAGGAGUUAAAUCAAUAUGUAUCUUUGAAAAAGCUUGCUCCAUAUGCGGAGAAGGAGUGGAAGGUACCCAAUAGUAAGAGAAAUGAGAUAAAGAAGAGGGCCAGAGAGAUUUUCAGACAUGGAAAAAUGGAUCACAAAAAAAGUGCUAAGAAGUUGAAAAUUAAGGAUGAUGUGAAGGAUUCAAUUUCAUCAACACCAGCUGAGGAACGUGGGAAGAAACAAAUACAGGACUCAAAUGGUGAUACGAGCAAAUUAUCCAGGACUGCUAGAAGAAGGCUGAACAAAAAGGUUGCAGCAUUACCCCUUUCCAGGCUCAUUGCAUAUGGAAUGAUGCCUCCAAAAUCUAAGAACAAAGGAAAGCAGUGAUCCAAGCAAUAAACAGCAGGUUUGAUAUUUUCAUAAAUGGAGCGGGAUGAGGACUACAAUUUUGCAGAGGUGAGAAGCGUGUCGGGGCUUUUGUCCAAUUGACAACAAAACAAAGGCAAACAUGGUAGAAGUAGAAAUGCUUCAUUGAGAAAAAGAAAGAGAGGGACCAAACCCCCCUUUCUUUUCCUGUGUUUUCCGAUAAGCAUAUGCUUUCAGUAGAGAGUGUGAACAUCAUGUUGUAGCCUGGAAUAAGAAGUUCAUUAACGUCAACAAUGUGACAGGAUAGAUUUUAUGUUUUUCGGUUUGUUGGAACUUGGAAGACUGUUGGUUUUUGUUUAAAUUGGUGUUUGAACUUGUAAUAAUGUCAAGCUUUCCGUUGCAAAACUCACAAUCUCUAGCAACAAAUUUUCCGUUGGGAAAUAUUGUAGGUAGAAAUCAUGCCAAAUUUCAGUUGUGGAAAAAAAAAAAAAAUAUCAAGUAAAAUGAAAAACCAAAUAUGGUAAUGAUUGAGCUAGCUCCAGCCUGCACAUUAACUAACUAACCCAGAGAGAAUUAAAUUAAAAGAAAAAAAACCGCCCUUUUUUCAUUUCUCUCCCCAAAACCUUAAAACAAUCGAAAACCAAUCACCACCCACCCAAAUUCGCCUCUCUCAAAAAGUCAAAACAAAAGAUGGGACUGGGAUUGCAGGGUCCAAAAUCCCUUGUGGGCUUUGUUCUUCUGCUCCUCCUUGCUGUGAUCGGCGCCGUGGCCGGAGCAUCGCCGGCCCCCAAAUCCAGCCGCAAAACAAGCAUCGGAGGAGGAGGAGGAGGAGGAAGCAUCUACGAUCACCUCCGGCAAUAUGGCUUGCCCAUCGGCCUCCUCCCCAAAGGCAUCACGGAAUAUUCCCUCGACGAUUCCAGCGGCGAAUUCCGGGUAUUUCUGCCCCAGCCUUGCCGCGCCAAGUUCGAGAAUCAGGUCCGGUACGAUUUGAACGUCUCCGGGACUCUCACUUUCGGCCGAAUCGCCGACUUGUCCGGCGUCUCUGCUCAGGAGCUCUUCCUUUGGUUUCCGGUGAAAGGUAUCCGAGUGGAUGUGCCCAGCUCCGGCCUCAUUUACUUCGAUGUCGGCGUUGUCGAUAAGCAGUUCUCUUUGUCCCUCUUCGAGUCUCCGCCCGAUUGCACUGCUCUUGAUCCUUAUGAUCCCUCUUCUUCUUCUUCUUCUUCUUCUUCCAAUUCCCCAUCUGAGCUCAAGACUCUAUCAGAAGAUGUUGGGUACAAAGCUGCUUCAUAGAUUGUGCAGAAGGGGAGAGACACAGUUGAAGUAAUCUCAAUCAAGUCAAGCUGAGGGGUUUUUAGUUUAGUUGAUGUUUUUCUCCUUUUGCCUGAAGUGGAUGACAAAGUUUCUGGUUUGGCCUUUGAAUAUGUGUGCUUGCUUGCUUGCUAUUCUGUAUGGACAUGUUGGCCUGAUGCUUGUGUCUUUGCGGGCAAAAUUAGAACAAUUUUGGUAAGGAGAAGAGAGAGUGAAAAGAGACGCAAUGAAGAUUGGGUUGGUUGGUCUACAUAUAGUAAUAUUAGUAUAGUCAAGAGUCAGACGAGGGCGUCGGGUCAGGUUGGUUCUGGUUCACAGAUUUGCUUGAAAUUUAUGUCAAAUUGUUGUCAUAAUAUAUAAGUUUACUUGUUAGUAUGGAUACAAUCAUGUAUUGAUUGAUCAGUUGUGUAUCGAGUUUGAUUCCGUCUUCUGUAAAUGUUAAAGAAACUGAUUUCCUUGUGGUGUUA
Molecule: messenger RNA, 3956 nt
Organism: Rosa rugosa (rugosa rose)
Lineage: Eukaryota; Viridiplantae; Streptophyta; Magnoliopsida; Rosales; Rosaceae
Exons: 3
Coding region: 118-2202 (694 amino acids)
Biological process (GO): endonucleolytic cleavage in ITS1 to separate SSU-rRNA from 5.8S rRNA and LSU-rRNA from tricistronic rRNA transcript (SSU-rRNA, 5.8S rRNA, LSU-rRNA)
Cellular component (GO): 90S preribosome; nucleolus
Source: RefSeq, a predicted model, not a curated record